AUGGACGUUCCGAGUUCCGAUGUUGCGGGUUUGGAUUUCCCGUCGCCGGGCGGCGGAGGGGGCACCGGACGACUCAUCCGGUCUCGCGCCAUGCGGUUCCUAGAGUCGCCCAUUGCGUCCCUAAUCGAAUAUUCCGGCGUCGCCCGGUUGUUCCGGCCGGAGUACUCUUACUCCGAGGCCAUCCCUCUUGUGCCCGAGAGCACCAGCUCCGGCGCGGAUGCUCUAAACCCUGGGAGUGGAAAUGGAGAUUCCGGCAACGAAGGUGAGGUUUCGAUUCGGAUAAUGGGGGAGGAUGAUGGAGGUGAGGGUGGAGAUGCCGGCGUGGAGGGGGUCGGAUUGGGUGCCGCCGGGUCGACGGUUGGGGCCGGCGAUGUGAACGGGAAUGGGGGAGGUGCUGACGGUGGCGGUAACAGUGAAGGGUCUUCGCACCAGAGGUUUGAUAUUCAGCAGGCGGCGAUGUGGCUGGAGCAGAUUCUUCCGUUUUCGCUGCUGUUGCUGAUUGUUUUUAUCAGGCAACACUUGCGAGGAUUUGUCAUUACCAUUUUCUCUACUAUAGUCUUGUACAAGUCAGAUGACAUUCUCCGAAAACAAACUGCUCUGAAGGGAGAACGAAAGCUUACUGUUCUAGUUGGCUAUUCUGCUUUUUUAGUGCUUCAUAUAUUUGGGAUCUACUGGUGUAACUGGAGGGACGAUCUUUUCCUUCCAUUGCUUAUGAUUCCUCCAAAGGCAAUCCCACCUUUCUGGCAUGCCAUAUUCAUCAUCCUGGUAAAUGAUAUAAUGGCGCGGCAAACAACAAUGGUCAUCAAGUUUUUUCUGUUAAUGUAUUAUAAGAACGGUAAAGGCCACAAUUUUCGUAGACAGGGCCAAAUGUUGACACUGGUUGAGUAUACACUUCUUCUUUACCGUGCAUUAUUGCCAACCCCUGUAUGGUAUAGAUUCUUCUUGAACAAGGAAUAUGGGAAUCUCUUUUCAUCACUUACGACUGGAUUAUAUUUAACAGUCAAGCUAACAUCAAUUGUCGAGAAAGUCCAAUCUUUAGUUGCCGCAUUUAAGGCAUUAUCUAAGAAGGAAGUUCAUUACGGGUCUCAUGCGACACCUGAGCAGGUAAAUGCAGCUGGUGACCUAUGUGCAAUAUGCCAAGAAAAAAUGCAGAUGCCCAUUUUGCUAAGCUGCAAGCAUAUAUUCUGUGAAGACUGUGUUUCCGAAUGGUUUGAGAGAGAGAGAACGUGCCCUCUGUGUAGGGCUCUGGUUAGGCCUGCCGAUAUUAAGUCGUUCGGGGAUGGGUCGACUAGUCUUUACUUCCAGUUUUUCUGA
Striga hermonthica is the source of this 1314-nucleotide messenger RNA. The record is from the annotation of a GenBank genome assembly. Lineage: Eukaryota; Viridiplantae; Streptophyta; Magnoliopsida; Lamiales; Orobanchaceae.